This is a messenger RNA of Torulaspora delbrueckii, 900 nucleotides long. It is a transcript of the gene GTR1, whose product is annotated as Rag GTPase GTR1. Gene Ontology annotation, molecular function: GTP binding; GTPase activity. The coding region runs from base 1 to 900 and encodes 299 amino acids. The transcript has a single exon. Gene Ontology annotation, cellular component: fungal-type vacuole membrane; Gtr1-Gtr2 GTPase complex; nucleus. The record is from RefSeq and is a predicted model, not a curated record. Lineage: Eukaryota; Fungi; Ascomycota; Saccharomycetes; Saccharomycetales; Saccharomycetaceae. Gene Ontology annotation, biological process: regulation of autophagy; cellular response to starvation; cellular response to amino acid stimulus.
AUGUCUACUAAUAACAGGAAAAAAUUGCUACUUAUGGGCCGCUCUGGUUCCGGUAAGUCCUCUAUGAGGUCCAUUAUCUUUAGCAACUACUCAGCUUUCGACACUAGACGUCUGGGGGCCACUAUAGAUGUCGAACAUUCGCACCGUCGGUUUUUGGGCAAUAUGACAUUAAACUUGUGGGAUUGUGGUGGACAAGAUGUGUUUAUGGAAAACUACUUCACUAAGCAAAAGGACCAUAUCUUUCAAAUGGUUCAAGUGCUAAUCCACGUCUUCGAUGUCGAGUCACAGGAAGUCAUGAAAGAUAUCGAGAUCUUUACAAGGGCGUUGAAACAAUUAAAAAAUUAUUCCCCAGAUGCCAAGAUUUUUGUUCUAUUGCAUAAGAUGGAUUUAGUUCAAUUAGAUAAGCGGGAAGAACUAUUCCAAUUAAUGAUGAAAAAAUUACAAGAAACUUCUUCAGAAUAUGGGUUCCCUGAACUUGUAGGAUUCCCAACAUCUAUUUGGGAUGAAAGUUUAUACAAGGCAUGGUCACAAAUCGUGUGUUCGCUCAUUCCAAAUAUGGCAAUAUACCAGGCCAACUUGAAAGAGUUGCAAUCCGUCAUGGACGCAUGUGAGAUCAUACUAUUUGAGAGGAGUACUUUUCUAGUCAUAAGUUCCAGUAAUGCGACAAAUGGAGAAUCCCUGGAUCCAAAGCGAUUCGAAAAGAUAUCAAAUAUUAUGAAGAAUUUCAAGCAAAGUUGUACCAAAUUGAAGAGCGGUUUCAAAACACUGGUUAUAAAUGAUAACAUCUACGUGAGUGAAUUAUCAUCAAAUAUGGUUUGUUUCAUAGUACUCAACAACUCAGACGAUUGUCAACAGAUGGUCUUGGAAAACAUCAAGAAGGCCAAACAAUUUUUCCAGUGA